UUUUUCUUAUGAUAUCUUAGUGUCAUAUAUGGAAUUGAAGGUCAGUUUUCUGUUGACCGGUAUGGUGUAAUAAAGAUUACUAUGCAUGGAGCUGCCGUGAUAAGUUUUGACAGCACAUUGCAAAGGUUCUGCGGAGCUGACGAAGUAGGAGUUGGAACCUUGAGUUUCGUGUUGUUGCUAAAUUACUUACAAUGAAUUCCGAAGUCACAGAAAUUAAAAUCCCUAUGCCCUGGGGGUAUGUAAGUGGAAAAUGGUGGGGUCCAAGGGAGAAGCAACCUAUACUUGCAUUGCAUGGGUGGCAGGACAAUGCUGGUACCUUUGACAAGCUAAUUCCUCUGUUCCCUGCUGACGUUGCUGUUCUGUGUAUUGACCUCCCUGGUCAUGGCUUGUCAUCUCAUUAUCCUAAAGGUCAACAAUAUUACAUUUUCUGGGAUGGUCUUGUCAUUGUGCGGCGUGUGGUGAAGCAUUUUAAAUGGGAACAUAUUUCCAUCAUUGGACAUUCUCUGGGUGGUGCUAUAGGUUUUCUGUAUGCUUCAGUAUUCCCAGAUGACAUAAAAAAACUUGUCUCGAUAGACAUUGUGAGUCCAGCUGUGAGAGAGCCGUCCAGAAUAGUGCACGAACUGGGGCAAGGAAUUGACAGAUUCCUUAAGUAUGAAACCCUGACGCCAGAGGAUGCACCUUGUUAUACAUAUGAUGAAAUGAUUGAUAUAGUGCAGAGUGCUUAUAAAGACUCACUGACACGAGAGUCUUGUGAAGUGCUAAUGAAAAGAGGUAUGAAUCCUGUGACAAAAUCAAAUUGUGAAUCAACCAAAGAAGGGUACCUCUUUAGCAGAGAUGUCCGACUGAAAGUUGCUGGUUUGGGUCUCAUAUCAGCAGACUUAGUUUUUGAGUUAGCAGAAAGGAUAAAAUGUGAGUACUUAAAUAUAAGAGCAAAACCCGGCCUUAAGUUUGAUAAACCUGAACAUUAUCAUGAUGUCCUUGAGAAAAUUAAAAAGACUGCAAAAAGAUUUGAAUUUUACGAGAUUGAAGGAACCCAUCAUUUGCACUUAAAUGCACCUGAAAGUGUCAGUACACAUAUUGUUAACUUUUUAACAUCAUAACUAGAAUAUUGUUCUAGGUAAUAGUUAAAUGAAGAAUUUACAAAAUGCAUCUUGACUGUUGAAGUGCUGAUAAAGGAGUAGUGAGAUUAAUUUGUUCCACAUUUGUUUAUAAAUCUACAUGUGUGUUUACAUAACAUUUUUCAUAGUAGUAACUCUCUGCUUGUGUGCACAAUACAGCAUUUCUAUAAUUCCUCAAACUCCAGAUACAAGUAAUUGUAUGUUGAAUAAUUUUGAACCACAUAACUGCACUGCUUCUUAACCCUGGAACGAAUGUCCUGGAGCCGUACCAGUGACAAGUGAGAUCAAGGAUAAAGAUGGAUAUGACACACACAUUAUUUUGAAUUUUGCAAAACAUUCCACAACUGAAGAUUAUGUGCCCAUUUCUUUGGAGUAUUCUUUCUUGUUGUCAGCAACACACGUGAAAUACUCUUGUAAGGAUAAUGCGAGGGAGAGGGGGAAGGGAGGUGGGUGCUGCAUACUGGUAAAUCAUUCCCUUACAGGCAAAAACUUAUAUCCUUAUCACCUUCUCCCCAAGCAGAAUAAUUUUCUUUUCUAAAGGUUGCAAAAUUUGUUAAUUUUGUGGCAAGUUCUUUUGAACAUAAUUUAGAAUCAUUUCUCCAAUUGUAGAGAGGUGGAGAAACUCUUGGCUUAUCUCUGUGUGCACAAUCUUUUUUUUUACAGUCAGUAGGCACUCCAUUGAAUUGGUAUAUACAUACAUUCACACAUAGAUAAUCUAAGGGCUAAGGCCUUGUCAGUGCAACCACUCAUUUCUAUCAUUGGCUGUUUGUUUCAGUUCCAUUUCAUUGUGACAGCCUAUCCUUAUCUCAGUGUCUUCCAAGUACUUUUUCCUAGGCAUCGUCUUCCUUUCUUUUCCAGUAAUUCCCCUUCAAGAAUGUUAAUGACAAAAGUGUUGUGUGAUCACGUGUCCAGUAAGUGUUCUUCUCUUUUCCAUUUCCUUUAAUAAUUUUCUGUCUCCGUUGAUUUUCCUUAAGGCUUCCAGGUUGUUUUCCUUUCCAUCCAGCUCAUUUUUGUCAUUUUCUGCUAUAACUACACUCCAAUAGCUUGCAAUUCAUCCCCUUUCCACCCAACCCAAGGUCUACCCUUCUGAAUACUUAAAUAAUUUUGCAAAGGAUUUUCUGACAUCUUUACUCAUAUGUUUGCUAGUGAAAAUGUUUUUCUUUGUCAUAAAUUUCUGUUUUACCACUGCAAUCUUUCACUUCCAUUAAGCCUCUAUCGUCCUUGUGAUUAUACUACAGAGAUAACAAAAUUAUUUCACCUGAUCAAUUUAGACAUAACCAGUUUUUUAUAUUUGUUUUAAUUUACUCCAUAUUUUUCUGUACUACUAUUACUUUACUUUUGUAAAGACACUAUCCUAUGAACUUCACAUUUGAUUUUACGUAAUGUUACUCAUUAUCAUCUCAGAGUGCCGCAGCAAGCCUACUGAUACUAGUUUCUCUGCUAAUAGAUAUUCAAAUACAAUCUCCCAACAUAUUUAGUAAAUGAAAACUCUUCUGGAAAGCUCUUGAACCACUGAAACAUUACACCACUAGAUACACACUUGCAUUGUCGGUUUGUGGAGAAGUGGUACAAUCUAUUUUAAUUUGUUGCAAUGGGAAAGAUAAGCAUCACCUAUGCUGGUUUGAGAUCUGUGGAUCUUACAUAUAUUCGGAAAAAACUUUGCUUUUCUCAAAUCUGUUAACAUCAAGUAAUCUGUGGAGGAAAAGUUAAUCUUAGUCCAUCCUUAUCAGCCUUAUCCGUUACUACUUAAUCUAGAAAUAAAGGUUAGUGUAUGUUCCUGACUGAGAGUUUACGAUGUUAACUCCAACAACACAGUGGAAUUUUUUGUUCUGUUAUUUAGGGUAUUUUUGCUAGUAUUCAGAGUAUGCAUUGAAUAUGCAGCACUUUAAUAAGGUAGAGAUUCUGCUGGCAGGAUCCUCUUCUGUGUUUUGCAUUAUAUUUGUGCAGUGAGAUUGAUUCUGAGUAUUUGAAAUGUAAUGAAUACUUCAAUAAUUCCAUCUAGUCACUGUUAGCAUUCCUCAGGUUUUUGCACAAAAGAGAGAAGCAACUGAGCUGUAGCCACAAAUAUAUUUACAGUUGUAAUUGAUGUGCACUACAUUGCUUGAAUUUUAUUAUGUGUCUGGUAAUUUUUUAUCUCUAUGAUGAACUGACAGAUAUCUGCUGUUACUGAAUUUUUACUUGAUGUGAUUUUAAUAUUUCCUAUUUUUUAUGGGUGUUUCAGAGAGACAGUCACAAUGCCUCUCUCUGUUUUUUCAGUAUAAUAUUUCAGAUAGGAAACUGUUCUGAGAAGGGAGUUUCUGGAAGAAUAUUGAAAUGGAAAUGUAACUAAAUAAUAUUUACAUCACAGCACGAGUUGUUUAAUUCAUAGUUUCAGUUUUUAUCUGUAGUGGGGGUAUGGGAGGAAAUGUAAAUGACACACAAUCAUUUUUUUUACUUGUAUACACAGAUGAAUGUUUUGUAGGACAUAUUUUAUAACAAAUGAACUGUCUUUGUUUUGUAAUAAAUGGUUUAUUGACAGUGGCA
This is a messenger RNA of Schistocerca piceifrons (Central American locust), 3641 nucleotides long. RefSeq names its product probable serine hydrolase. The transcript is spliced from 2 exons. Bases 192 to 1100 code for a protein of 302 amino acids. The record is from RefSeq and is a predicted model, not a curated record. NCBI's taxonomy places the organism in Eukaryota, Metazoa, Arthropoda, Insecta, Orthoptera, Acrididae.